AUGCAACCUUAUGAUGCUUUCCUUGUCGUGGAUGUCGAGGCAACUUGUCACAGCGGCUGCGGUUUUGAUUAUCCAAACGAGAUUAUAGAAUGGCCAGUCAUCCUUCUUCGUUGGAAUGAUCAGACGGAAGACGGCCGUGCAAGCAGCCUUGUUCAAGUAGCCGAGUUCCGUUCUUAUGUUCGACCUACAUGGAGGCCUCAAUUGUCCACCUUUUGCACGGAUCUCACUGGUAUCACCCAGGCGGACAUUGAUUCAGCGCCAACUUGGCCCGAGGUCCUGGGUUUGUUCGCAGAGUUUCUUGCGCACCAUGGCUUGAUAGACCCACGCACUGGCGCACGCUCGCAGAAGUUCAUAUUCUGCUGCGAUGGUCCAUUCGAUAUCAGAGAUUUUGUCACUAAGCAAUCUCAUAUAUCCAAGAUCCCAAUUCCAGGCUAUCUGCGGGGGGAUAUUUUGGACAUUCGAAAAUCAGUGGCGAGCCUAAUGGCGAGCCGCGAACUGCGCGAACCAAUGACAUCCACAGCAGCGCAUAUCCAGCGGAAUAAUCAAAAACACUUGUAUCUCCCUAUACCCAUGCAACUCUCUGCCCUCUUAUUGCCAUCGUUCACUGGGCGAUUACAUUGUGGUUUGGAUGAUGCCCGGAAUGUUGCUCGUAUUCUAAUUGAGCUGGCUCGUACCCCGUUGCGUGUCGAACCAAACACACGGAUCCUCCCAAACAGAAGGUGGUGGUGGAUGGGUCCUGGAGGCAAAGUCAAUUACCCCGAUAGCCGUACUCCGGCGUAG
Molecule: messenger RNA, 780 nt
Organism: Cantharellus anzutake
Lineage: Eukaryota; Fungi; Basidiomycota; Agaricomycetes; Cantharellales; Hydnaceae
Product: ribonuclease H-like domain-containing protein
Exons: 6
Coding region: 1-780 (259 amino acids)
Biological process (GO): exonucleolytic trimming to generate mature 3'-end of 5.8S rRNA from tricistronic rRNA transcript (SSU-rRNA, 5.8S rRNA, LSU-rRNA)
Molecular function (GO): 3'-5'-RNA exonuclease activity; nucleic acid binding
Source: RefSeq, a predicted model, not a curated record